Messenger RNA from Jaculus jaculus (lesser Egyptian jerboa), 1773 nucleotides. It is a transcript of the gene Poglut3, whose product is annotated as protein O-glucosyltransferase 3. The record is from RefSeq and is a predicted model, not a curated record. The coding region runs from base 1 to 1521 and encodes 506 amino acids. Gene Ontology annotation, molecular function: glucosyltransferase activity; protein binding. The transcript is spliced from 8 exons. Lineage: Eukaryota; Metazoa; Chordata; Mammalia; Rodentia; Dipodidae. Gene Ontology annotation, cellular component: endomembrane system.
AUGCGCCGCCUGCCGCGGGCCCCGCUGCUGCAGCUCGCCCUGCUGGUGGCCGCCGGGGCCCCCGACGCGCCCGUCAGCGCCCCGCGGAGCCUGGCGUGGGGCCCCGGGCUGCGGGCGGCCGUCGUCCUGCCCGUGCGCUACUUCUACGUGCAGGCGGUCAGCGCGGAGGGCCGGAACCUCACCCGCUCGCCCCCAGGUCCAACACUGUUCAAAGUCAUAGUAAAAUCUCUUUCACCUAAAGAGAUAGUCCGGAUUUAUGUCCCUAACCCUUUGGACAGAAAUGAUGGAUCAUUUUUGGUGAGAUAUAGGAUGCAUGAUACUGCCCAUGAAGGUCUCAAGAUUGAGGUCCUGUAUGGUGGUGAACAUGUGGCUCAGUCUCCCUAUAUUUUGAAAGGACCUGUGUACCAUGAGUACUGUGAAUGUCCAGAAGAGGAUCCCCAGAUCUGGCAGAGAACUCUUUCUUGUCCAGCAGAUGAAACCCAGAUCGAAGACGAUUUUGCUUCUUUCCCCAGCAUCAAUCUCCAACAGAUGCUAAAUGAAGUCCCCAAAAGGUUUGGGGAUGAGAGAGGAGCUGUUGUUCAUUACACAAUUCUCAAUAACCACAUCUACCGGAGAUCUUUAGGGAAAUACACAGACUUCAAAAUGUUCUCUGAUGAGAUAUUGCUGUCAUUGGCAAGAAAGGUUCUCCUGCCAGAUUUAGAGUUUUAUAUCAAUCUUGGAGAUUGGCCCUUGGAACAUCGAAAAGUGAAUGACACCCCUAGCCCUAUACCUAUCAUUUCCUGGUGUGGCUCUCUGGAUUCUAGAGACAUUAUCCUUCCAACAUAUGAUAUCACCCACUCCACACUUGAAGCUAUGAGGGGUGUUACAAAUGAUCUCCUCUCUAUUCAGGGAAAUACAGGGCCUUCCUGGAUCAAUAAAACAGAAAAAGCUUUCUUCAGAGGUAGAGACAGCCGAGAGGAGAGGCUGCAGUUGGUACAACUUUCCAAAGAAAAUCCACAGCUGCUGGAUGCUGGGAUCACAGGAUACUUCUUUUUCCAAGAGAAAGAAAAAGAGCUUGGAAAAGCCAAGUUGAUGGGUUUCUUUGAUUUCUUCAAGUACAAGUACCAGGUGAAUGUGGAUGGGACUGUGGCUGCAUAUAGGUACCCAUAUCUCAUGCUAGGAGACAGCCUGGUUCUGAAACAGGACUCCCCAUAUUAUGAGCAUUUCUACUCAGCACUAAGACCUUGGAAACACUAUGUUCCCAUUAAAAGAAAUCUCAGUGACCUUCUAGAGAAAGUGAAAUGGGCCAAGGAAAAUGAUGAAGAAGCAAGGAAGAUUGCAAAGGAAGGGCAGUCCACUGCUAGGGACCUGCUACAGCCACACAGGCUUUACUGCUACUCUUAUAGAGUGCUGCAGAAAUACGCAGAGCACCAGUCCAGCAAACCUGCAAUCCGAGAUGGCAUGGAACUUGUUCCUCAGCCAGGUGACAGCACAUCCACCUGCCAAUGUCACAGGAAAAUGCCUCCGAGGGAGGAGCUUUAGGGCAGCCCAGACUCACACUCCUGGGUAUGUCAGCUCCACCUUUCAAACGAAGAUAGAUGCCAAGCUGUGAAGAAAAGCAGCAGCCAAGCGUGGUGGCUAACCCCGCAUUCAGAAGCUGAAGCAAGAACAGUGCUUCGAGUUCAUUUGCCUGAGCUACCUUGUAAGCUCCAGGCCAGCCUACCUGUUCAGUAAGAAACUGUUUAAAAAAGAAAAAGAAAAAUAGAUGAGGAAAAAAAAAAAAAGACACACCAA